Epithele typhae is the source of this 5439-nucleotide messenger RNA. RefSeq lists its product as uncharacterized. The transcript is spliced from 30 exons. The coding region runs from base 1 to 5439 and encodes 1812 amino acids. The record is from RefSeq and is a predicted model, not a curated record. Lineage: Eukaryota; Fungi; Basidiomycota; Agaricomycetes; Polyporales; Epitheliaceae.
AUGCCUGGCGCGGAUAUCCUACCGUCUGGGCUGCAGCGCAUCACAGAGACCUUUGAGCAGCUGGGUCUCACACCCGACGUCCCCUCCGAUAACGAAGAUACAGAGAGCGAGGACGAAGGAUGCUCGAGCGAUGAGGAAGGUCGAAGGCGUCGACCCAAAGCCAACAACACCAUAAGACCAUCCUCGACGAUUUCGACGCUCGAUACCGCUGUCAAGAUUGUACCCCUGAACCCAACCUAUGCGCCGAGAGAAGUAUGCCGCGACCCUGAAGCUCACAACACUCGGAUGACGCUAGUCCACGAGCACGGUAUCAUCCUCAACGCGAUGCUGCUGCGCCAUGGGUUAUACCCUGGCACCUGGGGCGAUUGGCCCCGAACCGCGUUCACGCUGACGGUGAUGGAGGUCUUCGAAGCCCAUCUGCUACAAGCGCAAAGUAGCGUCCACGACCUGUAUCUCAUACUCAGACGCAUGACGGAUCGAUUCAUACCUGGGUCGGUGCAGAAUCGAGAACGGGAGAUUCUACAAGCGACCCGCGAGUAUGCCUACCUGAUGCUCUGUCUGCGUCACGCCCACCGUCCUGGGUGUCCCUUCAAACACAACGCCUUGGUGACCCUCUGCCCGGCCUGCCCACACCCGGGCAAGAACAUGCGCCCAGACUGGGAAUGGAGAGAUGCUCUGUUUAGCUUUCUGGACGAGUGGUUCAUCGAGUUCGACGGAAACUUCAGGCAAUUCUUACGACCAAAGACGAGUGACCCCCUAGACCUUGCGUACGCCGCCCUCAGCUCCUACUUCGCCAACUCUGAAGACGUCGCCAAACACCUGGAGAUGGUUGGAGACAAGGACAAGGAGCCCAGCGACUGCAACAACUUCAAGGCCAGCGGGCACACUGGACACGUCGGCUCCGUGACGGGCCUGAUCGCAGGCGUGUGCAGACAUGGAUUCGUUGCUGGCGGCAGCAUGAUUAACUUGAACAAAGGCGAACGCCUUUCCGCACGCUCAAAAGGUUCAAGAUCUGGUACGACGUGGGAUCGACCCCCGGACACCGGUGACGAUGAGGAUGAGAAAUACUAUCCCGCACUCGAGGUUUCCAUCGGAGACUUUCACAUCAAGGCGCACAAGGAGGAAUGCCAAACCGUGUACAACUCCAUGACCCAUCGAGGUACCGCCCGAGUGGGAGGGGAGGAGACCGAGCAGUGCUGGGCGGAGCUCGACCCGACAUCAGAGCGCACGCAAGAGAUGGGUCCAGGCAAUCGAGAAGACACCCUCACGUUCGCUGUCGACAAUCGCAAUCAGACGAAGAUGUACAACAUCAACAGCGACAUUAAAAAGCGUCACGACAAGGCACUCGAUCGUCGGAAGAAGCACCAGAACUUCAUGCGAAGUCUAGAGUCCACUAUACCCGACGAUCUCUUGGGCACUUGGGAAACGGAGAUGGAAGCAUGGCUAGAUACGAUCGCCGACCCAACGGAAGACGACGAUCUUGCCUGCCUCAAUCCAUUUGUGCUCCAUGUCGAUGAAGAUAUGUCUUUCUCCGAGCCACAGCUGCCUCCGCUGAGUGCUCAUGGCCACACGGACCACACCCGAACCAUCGGAAACGUCGCAGCUAUGGUGCAAGCGGUCAACCUGUGGGAAGAUGGGCACGAAAUUCAGGUGGAACUUAGACGUGUCGAUAGGAUCAAGGGCGCGGAGAAGGACCGUCAACGACGGCUCGUCACCCAACGAAUGAAGGCGUUCCGUGAGGAGGUCCUAAGCUGCAAAGAGACUUACGACCGUCACAUAGGGCGACAUAUCGCCUCCGCCAUCGGCGUCUACCAAUCCUCGGCACGAAACAUGCCCCGAGACUUCCCAAGAUACGACUCCUUUGAAGACAUACCUCACACCACGGAGAAGGAUCAAAUGGAAGACCAACGCGCGAACAACCUCAUCCUGGAUGGGACCUUGCGAGAAUGGGCCGAAGAGGUGAGACUGAUCGACGUCUUGCUCCCCUCUAUGCUCCACAAGGACGUUCGGGAACGAAAGGCACUCUCUCCUUUCGUACGCCUGGAGACUCAGCUCCGAGAACAGAUGGUGCAAGAUGCCCUGGACAACGUGCGACGCUCCAUUGUCCUUACGACCUCCGUAUCCGAUCUCCGGGAGAAGACGGAAGCUGGUGCCAAAGCCCCUCCCCCUUCUCGUCACGCCAAACGCAAGCCUCGCUCCGAGCCGAUCAAACUCCAUGAGGCGACCAUCUCAGCAAGAGCGGAGUACCACCGCCUACGUACAAUUCUACUUCGCCUGUCUGCCAAAGACAUCCCACCGCGCUUGCGAGACUCCGACCUCAAGCACUUCACCGUGCUCCACAGCCAGAGGAAUGCAGGCGACACCCAACGAGUGCCACACUGGAUCUGGUCCUCCGCAAAGUGGGUGGAGAAUAUAUCCGACAAGGACCAGAAGCGAUUCGCACUGGCUAAACUGAAGGUAUUGUGGUUCCGCACGAAGGCGGCUACGGCGCGAUGGGAGGAGGAGGUGUAUCUCUGCUCUGAGGAGAUGUACCGAAUCCUGGGAAUGUGGACGUACGAAAAAACACGCUGGGGAGAGAUGGCAAACCAGCUGCAUUUGGACGUCAACAGCGGCGAGGCGGUGUACUACAGGGGACGAAGUCUGCAAUACGAGAGAUUGCGUGCCGCCGCAGAGGGCUUGUUCCCGCGAUCCAUCGCCAAGGUAAGGGAUACAUUGUGGAAUGGGGAUGCCUCUGGCACGCCCGAAACGAUCGAGACGUCUCUGAGGGGACAUUCUCCGCCCAUCCUGAGCGUCUUUGGCACGGUUAUGGUCAGUCCAACAUCUCUCAACCCCAAGCGCCCCACGUUUCCUGCCAAACGGCAGGAGCCUCGCCCCGAGUGUUCUGCCCUGGACCCCGGCGGCCAGCCCGUGCUGCUGAUAGCGCGCCCGUGCGAGUGUAGCCCAGAGCGUUCUGCCUUGGACCUCGGUGGCUCGCACGGUGAGGGACCAACGCCCAGAAACGGGCCAAAGUACGGUGCUUAUGCAGUGGAUUCCGGGGUCGCCUGUAUGGCGAGCGUGUAUAGGCUUGAGGACGGACUUUACGAUGCAAUAGAGAGCGAGGAAAUACUCCAUGACGCCGACGACGACAGAACGGCAGAGGACGAACUGGUGAGCGCACUAAAUCGCAAGAUGCGCAUGAAGGUAGCCCCGGAUAUCGGGGGUGUGGAUAUCCCAGCGCAUUUCACCCCCACGAUCUCGCCUACAGACGAUGGUGGCGUUGCGCCCGGUGCCCUUUCGGCGUCGAACGUUUCAUCGGAGGCAGAAGUAAAGUCCCGUCCCUUCAGUACGAGCGACACUAUCCCGUCAAAGGACGUUCCAUGGGCAGAGGUCAUGACUCGUCCCUUCAACAUGGGUGAUUUCGUCCCGUCGAAAGCGAACGCCGCCGCAAAAGCACGCACGCGCAAGCGUCAAGCGAACGUCAAGCAUAAGUUGCAAGCCGCGCUCGAUGGCGCGCUGGACGAUCCCACGGCGAGGGCGGAUAUUUUGUUACCGCGUGUCCCAGGCGGCCCGAGUUUUCUCGAACGUCAUCUCGGCAGCGGGGAGACGGUUAUCGAGGGUUUUGUGACCGCCGACAUGAAGGUGGACGAGUUUGCGUAUCAGGGCGUUGACCGAAAGAGGGUGGAUAAGUCUGACACGACGUCGAAGAGAUCUGAUCCACAGGGUGUGGAUCCUAACCACGUCGUACCACCUACUCGGCCGCCCACGAUGGAGUAUCUGAGGCAGCUGAAGUAUUCAUACCUCAAGUGGGACGGGAAGUCGGAGCUCCAUGUUCUCGAUAAGGACGGGAGAAUUCUGAUAGCGCUGGUUCCCCCUCCUGUCGAGCCCCCUGACCGCCACGAUGGGGACACGUUUGUGGAGGCGGUUACUAAGGUCGCUGCUCUAUUCGAAGAUCUCCGGCAGGGGCAUGCUGAGCAGAUCAAGGCUAUGGGAUGCGCGAUACCCCCUCCGAGACGGGGACAGUUUGGCGCUGUCACAAUGGGUCUCACCAUGGGGAACGGCACGACGAAACCGUGCCGUCUUGGCUCGCGCUUUCGUGGGUGGGAGAAGGACGUAGAGAAGCAAGUUUUAUGUUCGCCGAGUGUGUACCGCGUGGCGAAGUGGCAAGAUCAAGCACUUUGUCAUAACUUCCCGCUCGCAUACGGGCACCUCCAUGACGUCAUGCGCCAAUUUUACACUGAGAAACCCUCUCUCAAGCCUAAUUUCGCUGGCGCGAGCUUGUAUCCAGCCUGCACCGCCAAUCUAGGCCCUCACACGCUUUCACAGAAUGACGUGACCAACGAUAAAAGGCGAUUCUCUUUCACCCAGUUCGUCCCUGGCGGCAUCGUCAGGUAUGUCCAAGCAGGAUUUAAGAUGGUCGGCUCCUUCAAGGGUAAGAGGCGCGUAGCUAUGGAGGGCGGGUACAAAGGGGCUCGGCGUGACGAGCAGCUCGCCCGCCUUUCCACUCAGGAGUCGCUGAGCCGAGAUAGGGCGUCGUUGCAGAAGAGCCACAUUCAUGAAUAUAAUAUCCGAGGUGCAGGCGUCCAAGCCAUGGAGGAAUGGGAACUUGGUGGCGUGGUAAACGUCGAGGAGGGGCUGUGGAGUGGAGCCUGCGAGGAGACCAAGUUCCCUCGCCAUUCUUUUGCCCUUGUGUGCAAGACCCUUGAGGACUCUGAGUUGGGUGUCGUCGGGGAGGUAGAGGGAGUCUCCAGCGUAGUAUCGAACUAUGUAACGAGCAGCUUCGUGACGCCGCAGCAAACCGUGGACAUGGAAGAAAUAGAUGGUGUAGUAAACCUUCGCCGCACAUAUAUCACCCGAAAGGGCGGUAAGACGGAGAUGAUGGGCGGCGUUGAGGGUGGAAAUGCAAGUAAUAUCCCACAUGCCGAAGGUCACGAGAUGUUCGACGAGGAAGGCGUUGUGACGCCUCGCGAACGCGAGAGCGAUGUGCAGCUCCAGCAUGAUGUCCUGGUACUCACGUCCUCAUCCUGGCCAACCAUGGUGACGUCCUUGUCGUUGAGGGAGGCAAGCAGUAUGAAUCAUCCUGCACGUGCGAUCGGCGGCCGGCCCCUAGAGCAUACGUUCAAAAUGAUUACUACCCAUAACUACGGCCCCUGGGAUCCACGAGGCAUAAAGGACGCGUCGAUGACGUCGCCCUUGGAAUCACACGGGAUGAUGGGAAGUGUUUGUCGGAAGUGGCCAGAAAUCGCGUCCCGGGGCCUAAGUGACCCCACUCCUCCCCCGACCGCGCACCGCCUCGUCAAACGCGACCAUCGUGGUGCCUUCGAGCUACCCAGGGAGGAUUCUCACCCGCACGACAGCGCGGGGACCGACGGGCAUCACGCUCAACAGCCUCGAUUCCCAAGCGCGCACGUGUAUAUUUCGGAUGGGAUCAGUCUGUGGAUCGUCAACCACUUGAACCGCUAA